Messenger RNA from Panicum hallii, 2000 nucleotides. Its product is annotated as RHOMBOID-like protein 9, chloroplastic. The record is from RefSeq and is a predicted model, not a curated record. Gene Ontology annotation, molecular function: serine-type endopeptidase activity. Gene Ontology annotation, cellular component: membrane. NCBI's taxonomy places the organism in Eukaryota, Viridiplantae, Streptophyta, Magnoliopsida, Poales, Poaceae. Bases 445 to 1764 code for a protein of 439 amino acids. The transcript has 8 exons.
CCCUCCGAUCCCCAUGGGGUCCUUGUCCAGGAGGUUUAAAAUUCCUCCCCUGGCCCAUCUCCUCCCGCGUUUUGCUCUUCCUGCCCGCAGAUCCCGAGUGCCCCUGCUCGCCCAGGACGCCGCCCUCUCUCCGGGGCGCGUCCUCAUCCUCGGCCGCGCGCGCAUGCCCGCCGCCGCUUGCCGCUCUGCUGAGUGCCGGUCGCGGCCGGACUGCAAGCUGCGCCCCCUAGCACCGGGCUGAAGAGCGGUGUCGAGGGCGCCAAUCCUCACCAACCAAACUGUUGCCAACUACGCUGUUCACCAAGGCGACUUACGCGAGCAACUUGGUGCGGUGACCGCCAUCUCGGCGAACUCCGGUCACUGCCGGCGACACCACCACCACCACCACAUAGGCACUCAAGGCGCUGCCUUGAACACCUGCACGUGUACAUAUAGUGGCAUCUAAUGGCCAGGAUGGUUAAAUGGAAACCGAUAUCUUGUGAAUAUGCAAGAGUUGCACCAGAGAGAUCGUCAUUAAGAUCUAAUUGCCCCAAGAAUCACAAUUUCAGACAUUUUGGUGAUUUGGGGAAUGGGAAGGAUGCCAAUUUCAUUUUACAUUCUUUGAAGUCAAUGUUACAACCAAAGGCAAGACAGUGUGUUAUUGUCAAGGUGAACAAUAAAGAUGUCGAAGAGAAUUGCAGCUCCAGAUUUGCUCAUGAGGACAAUAAGAUUAUUUCUAGUCCAUCUCAAAGGAAAGAGAGAAGUCAACUGAAGGCAUUGGAAUCAUAUUUUUCUAAACUCAAUACCAGUCAGCAGCUAUGCUCUUUCUCUGAAAAGAACAAACACAAAAAUGGCCUAUCAUCCUCAUAUGAAGUUGACAUUGCUGAUGAUAAUGCCAAUUUGAGGAACAGGGCAGACUCGUUGCGGGUACAGUUUGACAGAGGAAACUCAGGUACUAAGAGAUAUCGCAACACUUCCAUUGAAGAUUACAAGGAGUACUUGAUAUUUGAUGAAAAGAGUUUCCUGGACAUGCAUACAGAUGAUCAAAUGUCUGGUUUCUGUUUGACAAACUUAUUGGCUGGUAUUAACAUUGCAGUUCUGUUAUUCGAAACAGCAAGCCCAGUCAAAAAUUCUGAAAAUGAAUAUUUGUCUCUCCCUUUGUUGUAUGGUGCAAAGAUAAACAACUUAAUACUUUCAGGGGAGUGGUGGAGACUACUAACACCAAUGUGCCUGCACUCUGGUUUCUUACAUGUAGCCCUUGGUUGUUGGGUGUUGCUUAUAUUUGGACCUCGAGUAUGCAGAGCAUAUGGUCAAAUGCCAUUUUUUCUUAUAUACAUACUUGGAGGAAUCUGCGGUAAUUUGACAAGUUUUGCUCACACUCCAGAGUUAACUGUCUGUGGCACAGGCCCAGUAUUUUCUCUAAUUGGAGCAUGGCUGGUGUAUCAGAGUCAAAAUAAGCAAGUCAUUGACAAGGAUGUCUCGGAAAGUAUGUUCUGGCAGGCCGUGAUAGCUGCAUCUUUGAGCUUCUUACUGAGCGUUUUUGGGGGAAUCGACAACUGGGCGCAUCUUGGGGCAACCAUUUCUGGACUCUUCUUUGGUUAUCUUACUUGCCCAAGUAUAGAACUGGACAAUGCUGCUAAGAACGGUCAAAAGGAGGCUGUGGCUCUUGUUAGGCGACAAGCCAGUCCAUGCAAAUCCGCUGCAGUCUUUGUCGUAAGCAUACUAGCAUUUGCUGUGAUCGCGUUCGCUUAUGGGACUCAGUUCACUAAUAUGGAUCUGGAAUAGCUAGGUGUUUCCCAUGCUUCCUUUUUAUGCUUAGGUAGCUCGUCAACAAUGUAUCCUAUAUUGUGAAAUGAGUAUGAGAUGUAACUAUAUAGUUGGUUCUGUAGUCUGGAUCGAUCAGAUAUGUAGCCAGGUUUGGAGCUUGUAUUUUGUAUCAUACUACAAUCUCUUUGGAUGUUGUCGAGGCUUGGAAAAGUGGUUACACACUAAUAUAAUUAUAUAAGGGAGGUUACACAUAA